AUGGAUGUUGAGGAGAAAGCCCUGGACUUGGAAGAGUUGAAUUCCAUCCCAGAUAUUGGAUUCUACAAGUUGGACAACCUGGUUGCCAUCUUUGACGUUAACUGGCUGGGCCAGAGACCACUGCAGCACCACGUGGUGUACCAGAAGCGAUGUGAAUCCUUUGGGUGGAAUGUCAUGGUCGUGAAUGGACACAGUGUGGAAGAAGUCUGCAAGGUCUUUGACCAGGGCAAGGAUAAGCCACUGGCUGUCAUUGCAAAGACAUAUAAGGGCAGAGGAAUCUCAGUUGCGGAAGAUAAGGAAGUUUGGCAUGGGAAGCCCCUUCCCCAAAACACAGCAGAACAGGUUAUCGAGGAAAUAUACAGCCGAAUCCAAAGCAAGCAGAAGAUUCUAUCUACCCUCUCCAAAGAGAAUGCCCCCACAGUGAACAUCACCAGCAUCCAGAUGCCAGCUCCCCCAAAUUACAAACUUAGAGAAAAGCUAGCCACCCACAAAGCCUAUGGCAUGACCCUGGCCAAACUGGGGAAUGCCAGUGACCAUGUGACUGCCCUGGACGAGGACACCAAGAAUUCCACCUUUUCAGAAUUCUUUAAGAAGGAGCACCCCAAUCACUUCAUUGAGUGUUUCAUUGCAGAACAGAACAUGGUGAGCAUCACCAUGGGAUGUGCCAUGCGGGAAAGGAUUGUACCUUUCUGCAGCACCUUUGCCACCUUCUUCAGUAGGGCCUUUGACCAGAUCCUUAUGGCAGCCAUUUCUGAGAGCAACAUCAACUUGUGUGGCUCACACUGUGGGGUGUCCGUUGGUGAAGAUAGUCCUUCUCAGAUGGCCCUUGAAGAUUUUGCCAUGUUCCGGAGCAUUCCCAAUGGGACUCUCUUUUACCCGAGUGAUGCCAUGGCUACUAAGAAAGGAGUUGAGUUAGCUGCCAACACGAAGGGCAUCUGUUUCAUAAGGACCAGUUGCCCAGACAAUGCAGUCAUUUACAACAACAAUGAAAACUUCCAGACUGGCCAGGCUAAGGUGAUCCUGAAGAGCAAGGAUGACCAGGUGACUGUAAUUGGAGCUGGAGUGACCCUCCAUGAAGCCUUGGCAGCUGCAGAGCCACUACAGAAAGAAAAGAUCAACAUCUGGGUGCUUGAUCCCUUUACAAUUAAGCCCCUGGAUAAGAAACUAGUCCUUGACGGUGCCCAAGCAAACCAUGGCCGCGUCCUGACUGUGGAGGACCAUUACUAUGAGGGUGGCAUAGGAGAGGCUAUGACUGCUGCUGUGGUGGGUGAUCCUAGCAUCACUGUCACUUGCUUGGUGGUCUCUAAUGUCCGAAGAAGUGGGAAGCCGGCAGAGCUGCUGAAGAUGUUUGGCAUCGACAGGGAUGCCGUUGUUGAGGCUGUUAAGGUCGCCUUGUCUUAG
Messenger RNA from Trichosurus vulpecula (common brushtail), 1401 nucleotides. RefSeq names its product transketolase-like. Gene Ontology annotation, biological process: ribose phosphate biosynthetic process; pentose-phosphate shunt, non-oxidative branch. The record is from RefSeq and is a predicted model, not a curated record. NCBI's taxonomy places the organism in Eukaryota, Metazoa, Chordata, Mammalia, Diprotodontia, Phalangeridae. Gene Ontology annotation, cellular component: endoplasmic reticulum membrane; extracellular exosome. Gene Ontology annotation, molecular function: thiamine pyrophosphate binding; transketolase activity.